CAAGUCAAACAGUCGUGCCUGCUGAUGGACUCAGAUGAAACCAGGAGGGGGGAAGCUAAGCUUUUGCGUUAAUAGCCUACGCUGUCCCAUUACAAUUUUCCGGCUCCGAACGCGGAUGGCAAUUAUUUUAAUCUGACUUUUUGACUUUAUUUACUUUUGUUUUACGGAGAAUUCUGAAUUCUAGUUUACAACCAGCAUACGAUUUGAUUCCAGUAGGCACAAUAACAUUGUUCUCAUUUCCACACAAUUUAAAACAGCCUACCGACUUCCAUUUCGCAGAAUUGCAUCUUUUUCCAGCUCGCGCAGGAGUAAAGGCGUUUUAAUAUCGCCUUGGCAACCGGGGAUCUCUGAGGUAUUUACCGUCGCUCAACAAUAUCUUAAAGCAGUAUAAAAUACUGUUUUCUUGUCAGAGCACUGGUUUCAUCGUUAUCUGAAACAAGCGGAAAUAUUAAUGCGUGGAAGAAGACAGUUCGUUUUCCCUCGUCAAAAUGCCAGUGAGACGGGGUCAUGUAGCGCCCCAGAACACUUACCUGGAUGCAAUUAUCAGAAAAUUCGACGGCCAAAACCGCAAGUUCCUGAUCGCCAACGCACAGAUGAAGAACUGCGGCAUCAUUUACUGCAAUGAAGGUUUCUGCCAAAUGUUCGGCUUCUCACGGGCUGAGAUCAUGCAGCAGCCCUGCACCUGUCAGUUCCUGGUGGGACCGGGCACCUUGAAGGGGGCCCUGGCACAGGUGGCCCAGGCAUUGCUGGGCUCUGAGGAGAGUAAAGUAGAGAUCCUCUACUACGCCAAGGAAGGGACCUGCCUGCCCUGCCGGGUACACGUGGUUCCGGUGAAGAACGAGGACGGUGCCGUCAUCAUGUUCAUCCUCAACUUUGAGGAGCUACUGGACGUCUCGCACAAAAAGGGCGGGUUCAGGCAAAGGCUAGCCCAGGGCUGGAUCAGAGCAGGUCAGAGCAGGGGAGUGAGGCUGAAGCUGCCCUCCUUGCAUGCCAUUGCCCUGCGUCAGCCCUCCAUCUCCAAGGACCAGUUCGAGGGUGUGGUGGUAGAGCACUUGCAGCCCAGUAAUGACCAGGUGCCCCUGAAGGACUUUCACAUCCCAUCCAAUGAGAGCUGCAUGCAGUCUGAGACCGAGGCCCUGAUCGAGCAGGGCCAGUCCUCACACCCCACAGGGCAGUCCUCCCCGAAAUGGCACCCCAAGCGCCUGGAGCCUGACCGCCCCCUCCCUGCGGACGGCCUGCCCUGGAGUCGGUCCCGGGACAGCCUGCGGACCAUCCGCCGCGCCUCCUCGCUCGACGACAUCGACAGCAUGCGGACGGGCUGGUGUGGCCGGGGCGGGGUCCCGCGCCGGAACAGCAGUGAGUCUGUCUGCGCUCGCGUCUUUGGCUUCAUGACUGCCCACUCUACGGUGGCCCUGAAAGACCUGAAGCACAACCUGCUGAACUCCACCUCCGACUCCGACCUGAUGAAGUACCGCGCCAUCAGCCGCAUCCCGCAAAUCACGCUCACGUUCGGAUCCGACCGCCUACGACCGCCCUCGCCCGCCGAGAUCGAGAUCAUCGCUCCCAGCAAGGUCAAGGACCGCACGCAGAACGUUACGGAGAAGGUGACCCAGGUGCUGUCCCUGGGAGCGGACGUGCUGCCAGAAUACAAGCUGCAGGCCCCGCGCAUUCACAAGUGGACCAUCCUGCACUACAGCCCGUUCAAAGCGGUGUGGGACUGGAUCAUCCUGCUGCUGGUCCUGUACACGGCCGUGUUCACACCCUACUCGGCCGCCUUCCUGCUCAACGAGCAGGAGGACGAGCGGCGGCGCACCUGCGGCUACACCUGCAACCCGCUCAACGUGGUGGACCUGGUGGUGGACAUCAUGUUCAUCAUCGACAUCCUCAUCAACUUCCGCACCACCUACGUCAACCACAACGACGAGGUGGUCAGCCACCCCGGCCGCAUCGCCGUGCAUUAUUUCAAGGGCUGGUUCCUCAUCGACAUCGUGGCCGCCAUCCCCUUCGACCUGCUCAUCUUCCGCUCUGGCUCCGAGGAGCCUCAGACAACCACCCUGAUUGGCCUGCUGAAAACCGCUCGGCUGCUGCGAUUGGUGCGCGUGGCGCGGAAGCUCGACCGCUACUCCGAAUACGGGGCGGCGGUGCUCUUCCUGCUCAUGUGCACCUUCGCGCUCAUCGCCCACUGGCUGGCCUGCAUCUGGUACGCCAUCGGCAACGUGGAGAGGGCUUACAUGAAGAUCGGCUGGCUGGACAACCUGGCUGACCAGAUCGGCAAGCGCUACAACGACAGCGACUCCGGCUCCGGCCCCUCCAUCAAGGACAAGUAUGUGACGGCCCUCUACUUCACCUUCAGCAGCCUGACCAGCGUGGGCUUCGGAAACGUCUCGCCCAACACCAACUCUGAGAAGAUCUUCUCCAUCUGCGUCAUGCUCAUCGGCUCGCUGAUGUAUGCCAGCAUCUUCGGGAACGUGUCCGCCAUCAUUCAGCGGCUGUACUCCGGCACGGCGCGCUACCACACCCAGAUGCUCCGGGUCAAGGAGUUCAUCCGCUUCCACCAGAUCCCCGGGGGCCUGCGUCAGCGUCUGGAGGAGUACUUCCAGCACGCCUGGUCCUACACCAAUGGCAUCGACAUGAACGCUGUGCUGAAAGGAUUUCCGGAGUGCUUGCAAGCGGACAUCUGCCUGCACCUGAACCGCAGUCUGCUGCAGAACUGCAAGGCCUUCCACGGGGCCAGCAAGGGCUGCCUGCGUGCCCUGGCCAUGCGCUUCAAGACCACCCACGCCCCGCCUGGCGACACCCUGGUGCACUACGGCGACGUGCUCACCGCCCUGUACUUCAUCUCCCGCGGCUCCAUCGAGAUCCUGCGGGAGGAUGUGGUGGUGGCCAUAUUGGGUAAGAAUGACAUCUUUGGGGAGCCCAUCAGUCUGUACGCACGACCGGGCAAGUCCAACGCAGACGUGCGGGCGCUGACCUACUGCGACCUUCACAAGAUCCACAGAGACGACCUGCUGGAGGUGCUGGACAUGUAUCCAGACUUCUCCGACAACUUCUGGAUCAAUCUGGAGAUCACUUUCAACCUGCGAGAUGUAGAUGGAGUCUUCCAGGCACUGCGCAGUGAAGGCUCUGAAUGUGGUCACCGCCGGCCGAGGAGAAAGAGAGACUCCAUGCACCGCCGCAACCGGCCAGAUGGGAUGGAUCGGGAAGAGUCCUGUCCAAACCAGCCUUGCCCUACUAUGGGAAACCACCAGGGGGCAGCACCUGGUCCACAGUGGGAUGAGCUCUGCAGCACUGGCAGCUCCUGCACCCAGUCCAGCGAGGAAGAAAUGAAGCCCCUCAGCCACAGCCCCUCUGAGCUGUACCCACCUGGAGGUGACAGCUUUGACUAUCCCCGAGCCAUGGUCAGCCUCCUUCCCCCGAGCACCGUGCCAGCAGGCAUGGGGGGUCCCAUGGAGCGACACAGCUCCUAUACAGCGGCCGCUCUGAACAUGCCCAGUGUGUACCGCUUCUCGCCCGACCGCCGGGCCAGUCAGAUCUCAGUCAGCACUCGCCGCUCCUCCUCGGUCCGAGCCACCUAUCACCCGCCGCCCUGCGCAGAGGACCGCCCCCGAGAGCUGGAGUCCCGCCUCGAGCUGCUCCAAUCACAGCUCAACAGGCUGGAGACCAGGAUGGUGGCCGACAUCAACAUGAUCCUGCAGCUCCUGCAGAGACAGGUGGCCCCAGUGCCCCCGGCAUACAGUGCCGUGUCCCCCAGGUCCCGCAGGGGCCACUCCACACACCUCCCCAGCACGCAGGCCCCCGCCACACCGGUGCGGACACAAGGCCAGACCUCACCCCCACAGAACGUAGACGGUCCUCAUCCUGUCACGCUGAACAUGGAGUCCUGGCACCCUCUAUUCAGCGGCGACAACAUCGCAUCCCCUUUGCCCGAGACGGAGACCGCCGCGUUCUGCCUGAGCCCGUCCCGGGUCCACGUCCCUGCGGGCGGGGCGGGACUCUGCAGCCUGCGCUCCCCCUCGCUUCCCGAAAACCUGGAGACGCCCGCGGGGGGCGCUGAUAUAAGGAGACACAUCUCGGACCCUAUUCUGCCCGGCAGUUAGGGCCCCACUCCUCACUCACACGUUAGGGCAGAAGCACAGCCACCCAGCCGGCCACUGGCUACCCAUCAACCACCUCCAUGCCCUCCUCCCCUCUCCACCACACACCCUGUGGCCUUCUGCAGAACCUCUACACGGAGAACGCCAGGGUACCUCUGGCUUCUCCUGAUGCAACGGGGCUCAAUGCCGAACAACAUACGGGGGCUUAGGACCUUUCUCUUAGCCCCGUCCCUGUUGGCUACCGGACAAGAACAUAUAAGCACAACCCAACUCCUGUCGCCACCCGUGGCAUUAAAACAGUUAGCCGGCUGUGUACUUCUUUACAGAUAUUGCGUUUUUUGUGACAAAGCACUUUCUCAAAGAAGAUUUGAGUCGUGAGUCAUGAAAAACGAGGACAAAGUGCGACACAUGGGCAUUUUGAUAAACAGUGGGUUGACUGUUAGACUGUGGCUGUUCACAGGCUCCCUGCUGGAGAAGUCACUGUAGUUUGGGCUGUGACAGGGCAGAGAUCAGGGGUUGCAUACAGGGGUGGAUGGU
This is a messenger RNA of Conger conger (European conger), 4631 nucleotides long. RefSeq names its product potassium voltage-gated channel subfamily H member 6-like. Lineage: Eukaryota; Metazoa; Chordata; Actinopteri; Anguilliformes; Congridae. Gene Ontology annotation, biological process: regulation of ventricular cardiac muscle cell membrane repolarization; regulation of heart rate by cardiac conduction; membrane repolarization during action potential. Bases 489 to 4097 code for a protein of 1202 amino acids. Gene Ontology annotation, cellular component: membrane. The transcript has 16 exons. The record is from RefSeq and is a predicted model, not a curated record. Gene Ontology annotation, molecular function: inward rectifier potassium channel activity.